UGAAAGGGCCUAUAAAGCCACGUGGAAUGAAGGUGGUUAUAAUGGGGACUCACUCACAUCAAAUGCAGUGUGGAUUGAUUCUCUCACUUAGGUCACAACGAGGUUGAUCCAGCCCAGCCCCGCCCCUCCUCCUUCUUCAUCUGCACGGUUUCUCACACUUUCAUUCUCUUGCAACACUCACAUCACACACGGCAUCAUCAUCCCCAUUCUGAACUCAACUUAGCAUCGUUGUGCCCAGUUUCCGCUUCUCUUGCUCGCAUUGCCCACGUACCCAAGUACUUGUGUGCGGCUCGUCGUGCAGCCUUGCUCUGGAGUCAGUCUCAAGCAUGGUGGCCCCAAACCCAGUUCGGUGCUUUGGUGUGGGAUGGUUGGGAACCAUGCAAGCUGCGUUGUGAGGAAUUGUUUUUGGGGGUGGGAGUGUGGGAUUUGGAUGCUUUUGGCGGUUUGAAGGUGGUGCUCAAGGAUGCCGGUGCUGGGAAUGGAUGGUUGCUGGAAACUGGGGAGGAGAGGGUUUUAGUGAGGAUUAGGGAAGGAUUAUGUCCCCAAGGGUUUAUGGAGGGAGCCAUGGCAGUGUAGUAUUCAGCCUUUUCUGAGGCUCGCUCUCUGGAUCGUCCUCCCGCAUCGCUGGUGCUCAUGAAAAUCCUAUCAUGAAGAACUCAAUGUUAAGGUUGGAGAAUUCAGAUUAAAUGGUUUUUAAGAGAAAAUUUGCUACUAUGAUUGAGAAACAAGUCCAUAUUGCUGUUCAUCAGUACAAAAAGGCAAACAUGAAAAUUUGAAAAUAAUGUGAAAGGAAAUGAAGAAUAAUUUUCUUUAAAGUUGCUGGAAAGGAAAGAUGGAAGCUCAAAGUCACACAGUAGGAGAUGUUUUUCUCGGUUAUAACAGAUCUAUUUUAUCUGGAGCAUUACGUUCUACUCAGGAAAAAGAAGAAGCUAUAAAACAACAAACAAACUGUAAAAAACGACCUAGAUUUUUCGAACUUCUUGCAACAGUAGCUGGACAAUUUCUUCAAAAUGAUGGAGAUUUUGAAGGAAAUAGUGAAUUUAUUGACCCCAAAGGAUUUUCAAAUGAUUGCAAGCGUCUAAUGCUGGACACCGAAGCUUCACAUUUGGUAGAAAUUCCAAUUCCAACAAAUUGCCAGCUUAACCUCAAUAUCCAUUGCCAAGAGGAUAUGUUUAUGAAACAUGAUUGUAGUCAAGCAACUGUUGAAGGUGGAAAUAACGUUGUUGAAAAUGAACAAUAUAUUAUUUCUAAAGACCCAUCAUUAAACAAUGACAAUGCAAGCAAUAUUACAAAGCUUUAUAAUCAAAUAAGGGGAGAAAAUUUAUCACAGGAGGCCAUGAACAGAAGCCAACAACAAGUUUAUACAUUAAGUCAAUCACAUGAUCCGAUUUGUGAAAGUUUCAAUUUGUUUCAUGAUUUGCAUUUGAAUUUUGAAGGCCUUCAGGCAAUAAGCAGUUUUUUUAACAACAAAAAUAGUGAAUCUAAAAACAUUGAUGCAUGUAAAAAUACUUGUUUUUCAAAAAAAGAAAACCUUGAGAUUUUAUGUGAUGAUUCAUUGAAUGUACAAACCACAGAAAAAGAACACAAUGUUCUAAUUAAAUCUUUAAUUUCUGAUUCGAAACAUUUGGGUUGUAUAAACCCUUCUCGACCAAUAAAUUCUGUAGAAAAUAUGGAUUAUCUUAAUUGCAAAACUAUAGAAAUGGAGGAUGUCAAAAGCUUUAUAAAAGAUCAUGACAAGGAAAAAAAAUUACAAUGUGAUGAAAUUGAAAGAACAAGAAAAAAACAAUUUUCUCAAGAGUCUUUUUAUGAUGAAAUUAUGAAUAAUCCACCAGAAGAUAUCAAAAGUGGUAUCAAACCUUGUGAAACAACUACAAAUAGCAACAAUGCAUUGAAAUUACAAAAAAAUCAACCACAUGAAGACGACCCAAAACCUAUGGAGAAUGUAGCACCUACCAAACAAGCAUUCUUUAAUGGAAUAGCCACUUGUACAAGACAAAGAACAAGUCGAAGAAUACCGCUAAAGCGAAAGCAAUUUGAAGAUGGUAAUAAAUGUUCUUUAGAGCCUCAAAUGAAUACCAAUUAUCCAAUUAAUGUAGAAUAUAAUGCGGUUUAUGGGGAACCUCCUGCUGCUGCAGCAAAACUCCGUAGAGCAGCAAGUGUGGCAUUGUCACCGAACUCCAAAGGAGCUGCAAAAAUUUCCACUAAAAAAUUUGUUGAACCCCAUGUUAAAUUUGGCAUUAACUCAUUUACAAUACCGGAGUUUUUUGUGGACCUUCCUGAAUCUGCAUCGAUAUCAACUCUAAAAGAGGCAAUCAUGGAAGCAACCAUGCGUUUGCUUGAGGGACCUCUCCGUGUGAGAGUCCUCAUGCACGGCAACAAGGUCAUGGAUGAAGGUGCCACACUUCUACAAUCCGGCAUCAUCUCCUCCUCUUCAUCCACCCCUCCUCCUCAUCUCAACUAUAACUCUAAUUCUAGCCUUCACCUCCCAAUGGAUGCCGUGAGCUUCAUGUUGGAGCCUAGUUCUAGUCCAUCGUCACCAUGUGCCAUGUUCGACAACCAUGCCUUUCAAUUGCACUCUUCAUUGUCUCCUUCUGCCAAAGAUUUAAGGACUUCUUAUGUCCAUGGUGCCAACCACAUUGAUCCAUUGCCUUUGCCGCGAUGUAGGUUCCAAGCUUAUGGUAUUUCAAGCUACUCUCAUUUUCAAGAGAUAGAAGCAAGCAACCGAGGGAGAAGCAACAUAUUGGCUACCAAAUCAAAUUUAACGGAACGGAUGGCAUUGUUGCCACACUCCAUGCGUGUGGCGGCUGUGGAAGCUCUUGCUGCCAUCCGUGCCCAAGCAGAUUCCAAUCGGCGAUCAAAGAAUGAUGAGACACCAUUUGGGUGUAGCUAUGGUGGUAGAGGUGGGAGUAAAGGAAUAGGAUUAGGGUUAGGAUUGGAGGAGUGUGGGACAAAGCCUAUGGUAGUGCACUACCAUCCACAUGGAAGGGUGGGCAUGCAUGGAGGAGGUCUUGCCUUAGUGCCUCUACCUACUAAGCCUCGCCCUUUAGACAUCACAAAGCGUCGAGUUCGUCGCCCUUUUAGUGUUGUUGAAGUGGAAGCACUUGUUCAUGCCGUAGAGAAGUUGGGCACGGGCAGGUGGCGAGAUGUGAAAAUUCAAGCAUUUGAACAAGCUAAACAUCGAACUUAUGUAGAUCUCAAAGAUAAAUGGAAAACUUUGGUCCAUACGGCACGUAUUGCCCCUCACCAAAGGAGAGGAGAGCCAGUUCCACAAGAGUUAUUAGAAAGGGUGACACGGGCUCACACUUACUGGACUACUCAGGCAGCUAAACAACAAGCAGAAUUAGACUGUUGAUUUUUGUGAAUUGAAGGAUAUACAAUGAAUACAAUUUGGGAAGACUAAAAAUUCUUGACUGUCAUUGAAGCACAAUUGUCAAUGUCUACCAAAUUCUAGUCCAAAUAAAUUUUACAAAAAUAGAUGGCAUUGGAAUUCAAAAAUCAUGUUGCUCCACUGUUUUAAAUGCAUCAUGUACUGACGCAAAUAUAUCCAAUACUGUCAAUUUUGUCAUUGUAAAUGCUUUCAGUUUAUGAUUGUUGGUUUGUAGAAUCAACAAAAAUAAAUAAAUAAAUAA
Messenger RNA from Physcomitrium patens, 3629 nucleotides. RefSeq lists its product as uncharacterized. The record is from RefSeq and is a predicted model, not a curated record. Lineage: Eukaryota; Viridiplantae; Streptophyta; Bryopsida; Funariales; Funariaceae.